CUCAGCCUGUCGAACAGAGGAGCGUCAGUGCCGGGCUGAUGAGGGAGCGCCGCGAGUGUCCAUGCGGGUGGGGAUUGAGGGAGCACCGCGUGCCCGUGCGAGUGGGGGAUCAAUGAGGAAGCGCCGUGCUCAGACAGGAGACUGGAGCGGCACGUGACAGCAAAGCUACAAACUCUGCCCAGCAUCCCCAAGUCACCCACUGCCACUCGCACCCAUGGACACACUCCCCCAAAAGGACAGGAUGUUGGAGGCUGCAACCAGCUGUCACUCGGCCUUAAAGCCCAAGAGAUUGGAUUUGGCCUGCACCUCGAUGAGUCGUGGAAGAGGAGGCGAGAAACCAGUGAGGGAGUCUCCGAGGAAGGAGCUGGUCAGUGGCACCUGAGGACCAGCGCCAGCGAGCCCCAUGUCUCCUCCUCCAGGGUCCGCUCCCUGUACAUGAGGAAGAGUGUGUCUGUGGAUGAGCACCUGGGCUGGCUGGAGUCUUCCCACGAUUCCUCAGGCAGCAGGGUGAAGGUCAAGCUCAGGAGGAAGUUGAGUCUGGGCUCCACGGACAAGAAGGAGUGUCUGCAGAAAAGGCUGGAGAGCAGUAAGGUGAGACUGGCUGUGUGGCUUAGGCACAAGGACAGGGUUGUCGCAGUGAGUGAAGAACCCCCACCCUGGUUCCAUCCCCGCCAACGCUCACUCAGCUUGGAUUGGUCGUCACCACCCAGGAUGAACCAGCAGGUCCGGGACCUCCAGCUUGCACAUGGCCAGAGGGUGGUGUCUCCCUCUUCCCCAAGUGCUGCCAAGCGGCUGUACAGGAACCUAUCGGGGAAAUUCAAGGUUAAUUACACAUCCUUCGAUGAGACCAGUUUGUUGGGCAGAAAUGAGAAGAACAAGCAGCGGAAGUCGUGCCCGAAUUUCCAAGGCAAUGAGGCGGUCUUUGAAGCGGUGGAACAGCAAGACCUGGACGCUGUGCAGAUGCUGCUCAACCUGUAUACGACAGAGGAGCUGGACCUCAACACCCCCAACAGUGAGGGGCUGAUGCCUCUGGACAUUGCCAUUAUGACCAACAACGUGCCUAUGGCAAAGCUGCUUCUGCAGGCUGGAGCGAAGGAGAGCCCACACUUUGUCAGUUUGGAAAGUCGGGCUGCACACCUGGCUACACUUGUGCGUGAGUCGGAGCAGCGUGUGAGUGAGUUGUCGACACAGGUGGUGAAUGAGGCCGCGGGUUCAGACCAUGCUGACAAGGAGAGGCAACUGAAAACCUGGGAGUGGCAGAACCGUCUCUUCAAACGGAUGAAAAGGGGCUUUGAACAUGCACGGGUCCCAGAUGCUCCAGUUCAGGUCUGGUUAUCCGUUGCAGGCAGCACCUCCAUACAGGUGACCUUCCAGGAACCUUUGAGUGUCAAUUCUGCAGUGGUUACAAAAUACAAAGUUGAGUGGAGCACAUUCGAUGAUUUCAGCUCAAUCACAGGAGAGAGCAUUCUGGAAGGCAUAAAGACGCUGACCUGCACGGUGACCGGACUGGUGACCGGCACGUCAUAUUACGUCCGGGUGUCUGCGUACAACAUGAAAGGCUGGGGUCCCCCACAGAGCUCCACACCGCCAUCCGCUGCACCUUCCUACUGGGGAGACUUUGAUAACAAGGAAGUGAGGCGACAUGGGAGGCUCGAGACCCUGGAGCAGCUGCUGAAUCAGAUGAAGACUCUUCACCAGCACUGUCCAUGUCAUGAAAACGCGAAAAUCCAUGUCCCAGGACGGAAACACUCAAUGUCCAAGAGCCUCAAGCACCUUUUUCAGCCCACAAGUAAAUUUGUUAAAAGUCUCAAAAGGGGCUUGUAUCUGGCUACCAUAUUGUAUAAAGAUGAUGAUGUUGUUGUCACACACGAGGAGCAGGUUCCUGUGGUGAACGUGGACGAUUCAUACUCCAGCUCUUUGAUGCAAGACUUCCUUUGGUUCAUGAAGGUAUCAUACAUGUGGGAAGACAGUCGUUGGCUCGCUCAGUGCAUGACUCCCUCCUCUUUGUCCUGCUCAUCUGUACUGCAGGCUCGUCACAACAUGCUUGUAGCUGUCGCUCAACUGCAGGGACUGCUUGGAACCCAGGAACUUGGCCAGCUGUACUUCGAACCUAUCAAGGACAGACAGGGGAAUGUUCUGAUUGUAACCAUGAGGGAACUCAGCUCCCAGCAGAGCCUGGAGAACGUCAGGUGGAUUCCGCUGGCUAAGAUUCAGAACCAGCGCAAGUCGCUGUCUGCGGCAGAUGAGCCUACGGCGCUGGACAUACUGCUGUCGACUCUACACGAGAAGGUGGCAUUUCACAGACAGAGCCAUGAAGUUCUCACUCCUGGACUUUACCUCGGCUAUCUCAAACUCUGCAGUUCAGUUGACCAGAUUCGGGUUCUUGUCUCCCAGAAACUGCCCAACAUCCUAUGUCAUGUCAAGAUCAGGAACAACCACAAUGUCUCCAGGGAUGAGUGGGAAUGGCUCCAGAUGUUCAGAGGCUUGGAUGAGCCCAGCCCCAUGGAUCCACGUGAGGAGAGUCCACAGACACGGUUCCAGGAGGAGUUGAGGGCAGCAGUUCCGGAGCUGGUUAAACGCUUUGCCAUCCCUUUACAACAGGUGAAGGAAUUGCGACUCUACAGUCAGGAGGUGUUGGAGUUUGCCGGAGAUUUAUCCUUCCUUCUGCUUCUGCCACCCUCUGAUGACGUGUGUACAGCCCCGGGACAGAACAGUCCCAGCCCCCAGUCUGGGCUUCUCACCCUGCCUCUGCAGACCUUUGAACUGGUUCACUUCUUCACCUAUGACAGGGCAUUCAUCAGGCAGUACUGCCAAGUGUCAGCUCUUCUGGAAUUGGACCUACUCCUGUCCCAGCAGGCACUGCGUGAAGCUUUCUCUGAUUCAGAGGUGGUGGCAGCUAAACACAGGCAUCAGCAAGUCCAGGAUUUAAUGCAGAAAAUGGAGGAGGUGUGGCGGGAGGUGCGCUGGAUAAUGGACGUGUUGCAGUAUGCCAGAUACAAGCAGCCACCAGGGGGCAUUCCUCUCCGCUGGCUGCUCAACUUUACCAGAGAGCGAGGAAAGGAGCAGCCGCAAAUUACACCAGCCAGCCUUGACUACCUGCCAUCGCCCAGUCCCUCUCCGGAGACCAAGCACCGGCAUCUCAGCCCUGCAGGAGGUUCACCCACCACAGCUGAUGAAGAAGGCACAUCGUCCAGUGAUCGUGAUUCCAGAGCUCAGAGCUCCAAACAGCUGGAUCUCAUCCCAUCCUCCUCCAGCAGAAGAAUCAGCCUCACCCAGGCAGAAGGCACUCCUGAUGUCUUGAGAGCACACGGGCCCCAGUCUCAGAAAGAUACCAGGCAUCUGCUCUUCUAUGACAGUGACUUUGUCCCCCCAAGCAGGCAGAUCGAGCUCUUGCAUAUUACAGAGAAAAGGCAAGCCUAUUGUGUCCGAACCAGCAGCCUUGAUGUCCCUGCUCAGCCUUUUCACAUUCAGAGAAACUGUUGGUCUCGAGCUGAGUCUCUGCAAGAAUCUCCAGUAGAACACAAUACCAAUGGCUCAGGGACAAAAGGAUAUCGGCUCAAUCAGGUCCACACCCUGUGCCCCGAGAAUACUCCAGAAUCAAAGGGUCCCACAGAGCGGAUUGCCCUUACACAGAGUUCUCUGGAGAAGGAGGCACCACCAGGGAGCCAACAGCUGAACUCUGUGAGUUUAAGUGUUUAUCCCCAGUACCAAACAGGAUUGGCCAAGGAAAUGAGUGUCAAGCUGUGCAUCAGUAGCAGAACAUCUGCACGGGAGAUUGUGACAUUGGUUAUAAGAGAAACGAAUGAGGCAGUGAGGAGGGUAAGAGGAAGGCCAGGAGUCCACCUGUACCGAGAAGACCAACUAGAAAACUUCGGCCUGGUCUUGCUGAUGGACAACACAGAGAAGUGGAUACAGGAUGAUGUUUCACCCCUCUCACUGCAGAACCCCUGGACCAAAGGCCGGCUAUGUGUCCGCAUGAGAGGGUGUUCCCCAUCGCUCACUCCACAAGGGACAGCAACAGCUGUGUGAGAUGUGGAGGGCCAUGCCCAUGACUGUGGACCCCAUCUGUUCUCUGUCCAGCCAAAGCCCAGUCAGCACUUAGGGAGAGCAGUAUUUAUCUCACCUGCACAAUCAACUGUUCCACUGGACUGAUGCAUACACAGAGCAGCAUUAUUCUGGGGUGUGGUAUUCAUGAUUUAUACAAAGGCAGCGGUUUCUUUGGGAUGUGCAACAUGUACAAUGUGUACAAGAUGGGAAUCGGUGAGUCUGACAGCUUUCACUGUCUACACUGGUUUUCACAACCAGUCCUCACAACCGUUCCACUAGUGGCUUCAGCAACACAGUGAAAUAGUCCCAAGAGGGCACCUGACAAUGCGUUCAGUGAUAAGGGUGCGAGGUGUUUGCUAGUUGUUGGUCCUUGAAUGAGUGAGCCCCAGGAUGUGGUGUAGAGGCAGGCUGAGCAAGAGCUUUCUAGUUUAUGCCAUCUGCUCCUCUCCCACAAAAAUCAGCAAUACAGUUCCCCUCUCCUUCUCUCUGGAGCCAUUCCCCAUUCUGGUUCUCUUCUCACUCCUUUCUCCUCACUUGCCCAUCUCUUCUCUCAUGUUCCUCUCCUCCUUCCCUUUCUCCCAUCAUCCACUCUAGUCUCCUAUCAGCCCUUUAUCUCAUCCACUUAUCACCCAGCUUCUCACUUCAUCCCCCCCUCCCUCCCCUAGCCACCUACCUCCUCACCUGGUCUUAUCUGUCACCUACCAGCUGGUACUCCUUUUUCUGCCUCACCUUCUUAUUCUGGCUUCUUCCCCAUUCCUUUCAGGUCCUGGCCCAAAAUGUCAACUGUUUAUUCCCCUCCAUAGAUGCUGCCUGACCUGCUUAGUUUAGUGUGUGUGAUUUUGUAUUUCUAGCAUCUGCAGAACCUCUUGUGCUGAUGUGUUAGUGAAGGUUUAAUUGAUGGAUCUGACCAGAAGGCUCCCUGCUUUAAUCACCAUUGUACCUGUGACAUCUCCUGCCUGGGCCAGUAACAUUCCCUUCAAUUCAGGAAUAUGUUGUUGAAGGUUGUUAGUGAUGCUUUGCUCCCUGAAAUGUGACAAUGAUGUUGUGCUAUUGUGGUGUGAACUUCUGAGGUUGCAUUGUCUGUACAUUAUCACACAUCCUUUAGAAAGCUGUCCGAUGGGAAUGAAACAGGAAUCCAGAGCAAAGUCUCUCAUUCAGCAAGCGGGAGAAUCCGCGGCUGAACAACGAGGAAGUCAGGUUCCCUCAACUUUUGUAUUGGCCCCUGGUCCCUGGAGGAGCCAUGCACAGAUUCCCCCAUAAGCCAGCACUGUGGGUCAGGAGAGCAGUGAUGCACGUCAAGGUUCUAUGUGACUUCAGCCAUCCACUCGGCGCUGCGGCGGUGAGCAAUCUCCCCAGAUCAGUACCCUGAUGGGGAGGGAAAGGCAACUGAUACUCAUUGUCUGCACACAUGUCAGAGACACUGGGAAUAACACACUCAAACACACAGACUGAUGCACAUCCCAGCAGCCAGCUCCACUUCCCCAUGUCUAUAUACACUCCCUGUCUGGGAGUCCUUUUGCACAGUUGUAGGGGGCAGUCCACAGACCCCACCACUGUCACCAGGGCCUGAGAGCAGCAAGGAGACCAUUCCUCCACAGCUCCCUGCCCUGCACUAGGGUUCACUUUGUGUGUUUGUUCAAGGUCUCAGUCAUAGCCCUAGUGGGAUCUGGGCUUUUCCAACUGUUUGUAGUUCACCACAGCAGCUUGCAGAAUGUGAGACAAUAUGGACCAGGAACCAGUGCAGGAACAGGGCCCAAUGUAGGACCCGGCAUAGUACCAGGAGCCAGUGUAAGACCAGGGCCCAAGCGCAGGACCAAGAGCCAGUGCAAGAUCCAGCAUAGGAGCUGGAGCCAAUGCAGGACCCAGCGUAGGGUCAGAGCCCAAUGCAGGACACAUUGUGGAAGCUAGAUACGAGACAUUCUGCAUGCAGUACAGUAUGUGUGAGCAUCAUUACUUUCCACAAGUUCUCAACACUGGUUGUGGGGCAUUUCUACCUUUCCCCCUCCCCUCUCCCUCACCCUCUCUCUCUCUCUCUCCCCCCCAUUCUCACUCUUGCUAACCUCUCUUUUUAGCCCUCUCUUGUGCUCUCUUUACCUCUCCCUCUCUCUUCCUCUCUUCCCUUUGUCAUCCAUCUUUCACGCCCUUUUCACUCUCCCUCUCACUCUGUCCCUCUCUCUCCCUUUCUCCCUCCCUCUCUCUUUGCCUCUCUUCCCUCUCCUCCCUCUCCCCAUCUCUCUUUACCCCUCCCUUUCUCCCCCUUUUCCUCUCUUCCUCUCUCCCUUUCUCCCCCUUUUCCUCUCUUCCUCUCUCCCUUUCUCCCCCUCCCUCUCCCCCAUCUGUCUCUCUCUCUCUCUCUGGUAUUAUUCAAAUCACAGCUGUACUUGUUUUCCCUCUGACAUCAUUGCUCGCUACACAUCCGCACUAAUCAGUUCAGUCACACUAUCAGCAGGGCACAAUUCAUCUCUCUGAACCAUUCUCUCCUCACCCUCUCCUCUCCCCCUUGUGCCUGAGUGAGCUCAGUCAGAGCCGUAUCCUCCCUUUGCCAGCAAUCCAUGUCUGAUGGGAAAUCAGUGAAAGGGAACUGAAGUAAGUACCAGGCGUAAUCUGGUUAGGAGACAGAGAGAGAGGGAGAGAGAGAGAGGAGAGAGAGAGAGAGAGAGAGAGAGAGAGAGAGAGAGAGAGAGAGAGAGAGAGAGAGAGAGAGAGAGAGAGAGAGAGAGAGAUAUGGCAGUGUAAAACCUGGAGAGCUGGAUCUGAGAUCUGUGCGGAUGGGACUGUUAGGAAGGGAAGGUCACUGUUGGACAGCCUGAGAGACAGGAGCAAUAUUGGAGUACACAGGAACAGAACACGUGCUUGUGGGCUUGCUGGCAUCCCUUCGGUGCGGUUAGGAAGUGGAAGGGUCUGUGGUUUACCCUUCCACUACUGGGGAAUCUAUGAACAAGGCAGACUGGAGAAAACACUGACCACAAACUCACUGCAUCCAAACAAACCAAGAAGAAAAAAUAGAAAGCAGAGACAGGCUGGGCAUGAUCACAGGAGAUUCUGCAAAUGCGGGAAAUCCAGCACAACAAGCACACAGUUUAUGGGGAGGGGGGAGUUCACUAAACAGUCAGCAUAGAUACUACCUGACCUGCUGAGUUCCUCCAGUAUUUCAUGGUUGUUGUCUUGGGAAAGAUGUGGUGUGGUGAGCACAGAUGCAGGCUGGAGCAGCAGAGUGAGUGUGAUACACUUCACUAAGGGGCUCUGAGCCCCUCCCCUAACAGGACAUUGCAUCUCAAUCCAGAGUCCUAUUACAUCACAGUGAAAUAUCUCAAAGGAUUGUCUCUUCAGACUCUUGCAGUGAGCUAAUAAGAUCAAAUUACAAGCUCUGGACUCUGAAACACUGUCAGGCAACAUCUGUAGAGAAAGGAACCAGUUUAUGUUUUGGGACAGGGUCCCCUCCUUUCAUCUCAAGCAUGUUGUGCUACGUCUUUAGCUUGUUGGAAGAGCAGCCAAAGGGAGAGUGGCAGAGGGAGUUAAACUGAAGCUUGGGUGCUUUGCUGGUCCUGAACGGUAUUGACCCCACUGAACUCUACAGCAGUAGAUAAUCCCCUGCGACAUUACCACCAGGUCACUCCUCUCCUCUCAGAUUCUCGAGGAAUACUUCAUCCAACAUGCCACACCGCACUCAGCAUGCCCCUCCACCACCAGUACUCUUCUCAUGAAACCUUCCUACAAAACAGCAGGACACACAACACCAGCCCCUCCACUAAACAGUGUCCCAAAAGCUCAUUCCACUUGAACCAAAGAUUCCCAUUUAUUAUAAUGGCUUUUCUGCUCCCUAUACACCUCUGUAGUCCUGGAAAAACCAAACAUAGAUUAUGAGACACCAAGCUGAAUAUCUUAUUCAUGUAAGACAUAACAGGAGAGUGAACAGAAAUAAAACUCGCGUUCAAGCCGCCAGUUAUAACUCAAAUCAAUUUCAAAUUCUCCCGGUAUAUGAACAAUGCUGGACAGACACAGAGUGAGGCUUCCUCCACAUUAUCUCAUCACACACUCCCAGGGUCAGACACAGAGUGAUGUUCGUCCACACCAUGCCAUCACACUCUUCUGGAACAGGAAUAAAUGAGUCAAAUUUAACUCCAAGUUUUGGGUUUUGGGUUUUAGAAGUGUCCCCACUGUGGUUCUCUCUGCUUUGAAUGUGAUAUUUAGCAUUGUGGUUGGAUUCCCUUUGUGAUCAAAUGACAAAGUCAUUUUGUGAAGAAUGUUUGGAGACAACAAACAACACAACUUGUGUUUAUGUAACCGUGAUCAGAGCCAAGUGUCUGAGUGAAAGGAUGACAUUUACUCUUGCUGCAAGACUACUCCACAGUGUGGGAACAGCCAUGUUAGCCAGAUGCGUUUACUGAGAUUUGGGAAGGGGAAACAGCGUGGAGAAGUACAGGGCAGCAAAGGUCCCAAUACUGCAGACGAGGAAGUUUGGAUGGGCAGAACUGAAGCUUCAGAACAAACUCUUUGAGAAAAACACAAUUCUUCCCAAGAGGGAAGGCACCAGGUACCAAUAUCACAUUGUCAGUAGAGUGAUAGAUAUGGAGCAGGAUUAAACAACUCUGCCAUGGGUCAUUCACAAACUCCAUGGAAACACAGGAGAUUUUGCAGAUACUGGAAAUGCAGAGUAACACUCAGCAGAUGGGGACAUCCUCUUCACUGUCAGGUUUAAAGACUGAUCUCUCAUUGAUGUUUGGUUUGUUGUGUUCCUGUUACUUCUCUGAACCCUGCGUUGUGAGCUGUGCAUGAAUUACUGUGACGUGUGUGGUAACCAUACAAUUAGAAAAUCUUCCAAACAAUUAAAAAUUAUUUUUCUGA
Molecule: messenger RNA, 8892 nt
Organism: Hypanus sabinus (Atlantic stingray)
Lineage: Eukaryota; Metazoa; Chordata; Chondrichthyes; Myliobatiformes; Dasyatidae
Product: ankyrin-repeat and fibronectin type III domain-containing 1-like
Exons: 23
Coding region: 436-4029 (1197 amino acids)
Biological process (GO): establishment of mitotic spindle orientation; signal transduction; regulation of establishment of bipolar cell polarity
Cellular component (GO): spindle
Molecular function (GO): protein binding
Source: RefSeq, a predicted model, not a curated record